AUGCCCCUUUCGUCAAUCUUUAUUCUCUUCGAUUUCGUCAUACAUAACCCAACCCAUCCUGACACAGCAAAGAACCUAUCUCUUCUCGACGUUGCCGUAGGCCAUUUCAGCCUCCUCGAGUACGCGUCCGGCGGCUCGUUCCCAACGUCUCAUAUGACCGAAUUUGCCCAGAUGGCUAGAGAUUUCGUUCGAAAGGCCAGUCCCGAUGGAAACAUGAACGAUGAUGGUAUCACCAAACAUCGGGAAGUGAACGCCCACAGCGCGGCCGCCACUCGGGGAUCUCAGAACCAAUUCAUCAACCAGCUUCCUAUCAACAAUACAGAGAAUACAGACAUUGGAUUGACUUACCCAACACUCGUAUCCACGGCUUCUCACAUUUCACCACCUUUGGAACAUGGUACGCCGUGGUAUGGGUUUGGAACAUACCCGAUUUUGAACACCUAUGGUAUACAUGCCGACAGCAUGGGCUAUCUGUAUUAUCCCUCGUCAGAGAACUAUCAGAGCGCGGCCGAUAUGGGCGCCUUAAUGUCCGGUAUCGAUCUGCAGACGCUCCUAGGAAUGCAGCAUCCCGCCUUCCCUGAUUUCGGGACAGAGUAA
Messenger RNA from Colletotrichum spaethianum, 597 nucleotides. RefSeq lists its product as uncharacterized. The coding region runs from base 1 to 597 and encodes 198 amino acids. The record is from RefSeq and is a predicted model, not a curated record. NCBI's taxonomy places the organism in Eukaryota, Fungi, Ascomycota, Sordariomycetes, Glomerellales, Glomerellaceae. The transcript has a single exon.